AUGCUCGCGUUCUACCACCUGUUGGCCCUGCGACCUGGCAACGCACGCAGCCUGUGUGCGUUGUGUACCCGUGAUGUGCUGUUCACCCGCAGCGCGGCAGCUGGAUCCUUGCGGUUCGGGCACAAGCCGGAGGGAGAGGCAGGCAGUCAUAGCACUGGCACCCGAGAUCAGCUGUCGACGCUGCUUGUUUUGCAUGCCCCAAGACCUCGGAGCUAUUCGUGGACCUCCCUCUACGUGAAAGUGGAUAGCCCGAUGCAGGACGCAGCCUGUGCUGAUCAAGGACAUCACCACGGAACAUGUCUCCUAGGCCACAUCGGCACAUCUCCACGACAGUCGCUGGCUUCGGUGUCGUCGGUGCAUUUCAAGUAUGCAAUGCGAUCAGUCAGCCUGCCAGCCAGCCUGCGUACUCUCCGCCAGGGAGCCGUCUAUAUCUCAACCAUGGACUACAGCGGCUUCAUCUUCGAGCCUGCUGACGAUAACUAUGUGUACAUGCCAUGCCUCUACACGCACCGAUGA
Diaporthe batatas is the source of this 516-nucleotide messenger RNA. RefSeq lists its product as uncharacterized. The coding region runs from base 1 to 516 and encodes 171 amino acids. Lineage: Eukaryota; Fungi; Ascomycota; Sordariomycetes; Diaporthales; Diaporthaceae. The transcript is spliced from 4 exons. The record is from RefSeq and is a predicted model, not a curated record.